Messenger RNA from Lycium ferocissimum, 6809 nucleotides. Its product is annotated as PWWP domain-containing protein 4-like. NCBI's taxonomy places the organism in Eukaryota, Viridiplantae, Streptophyta, Magnoliopsida, Solanales, Solanaceae. The record is from RefSeq and is a predicted model, not a curated record. Bases 3833 to 6649 code for a protein of 938 amino acids. The transcript is spliced from 5 exons.
CAGUGUUCGAUCGUGAAAAUUUCAAAUCGAACUUGAAGUUGUAUUUUGAAUUUGGAAAACAAAUUAUUACUUUAUUUUCCAACUUACUUUUCACUUUUGAAGUUGUAUUUCAAAUAUGAAAAAUACAUUCAAACAUGAACAUUAUUUCAAAUAUUCCUUGCAAAAAAGUAAAACUAAACACAACUUCAUUUUCUAACUCCAACUCCAUAAAUUUCAAUAUAGUCAAAAAUAUUUAGAAUCUAUGGCUGAACGCUUACUUAACCAAUUUUUUUAACACAAAAAAACAUACAGACAAGCAUACAUUCUCGAACUAGUGGCAUUUGUUUGAAUUUUUAGAUUGCAAUCAAUUUUGAGUUUUUAAUCUUGAAAAAAAAUUUUGUUUCCCAAGAUUUUCAAACUCAAUUCAAAUCUUUCAAAAAAUUUAAGAAAUAUAUAAAAAAUUUGUUCCUUUUAAGUAAAAAAAACACAACUUUGCUGAAAAAGCACUAAUAAGUAUCAAGAUCCAAGUAUGGAUCUGGAAUUAAUUGCAAAAUCGAAAUAGACCCUCUUUUGGGACAAUUUUUUAUUCUAUAACUGAAAAUGGAACUCAAAUACAAUAGAAAAACUAGCUGAAUUUAACUAAACUAAACUAAACUAGAUAGAAUAGCCUCCAUUGUCAGUGAUAAUCUGCAGGAAGAGAUGAGAAGAGAUUAGAAGAAAGGAGAGAGAGAAUAGAAGAGAUAAAGGAGAGAAAAGAAGUUUGGAAAAGAUGAAGAGCCUGUUUGGAUGAGCUUAUGGCUUAUAUGCUAAAAGCCAUAAGUUAGGAUUCCUAACUUAUCACUUUUAGCUUAUUUUUGUUAUUUUGGCUUAAAAAUAAGUACAUAAAAGCACUUUUUUAUUUUACCCAACACUAGAAAAGUGUUUAAAAGUUAUUUUUCUUAAAAGCACCUAAAAUGGGCCAAUCCAAAUAGUCUCGAAGAAUACCAGUUGAUCAAUGCUUUCUUCUCUCUCAUCAUUAGCUUUAUAACAAACUAGGGUACGUGGCAUAAUCCUGGCCUGUCUUGCUCAUUGAUGAAGACUUAAUCCUGGCCGCUCGUUUUGAAAGUUAGUUACACCUUAUUUUUCCUAUACUCGACUUCGAACCCAGCUGCAAGCAUUUUGUAUGUAAAACUAGUAGGGUCAUGACAUACCCUCCCUCUACAAAUCAUCCUUGACCUCAAGGAUGAGAAUCAAAAUCUGAAAACUUGAAUUUAAGGAACUAGUAAUCCUCCCAAGUUGCAUCUUCUGGAGGUAAUUGGACUACUUAACCAGCACUUUAACCAUAACUACAUUGUUCUUUUCACUAUCUACCUCAGAAGAAUUGCUACAGGUUUAGCCAAAACGUGACCAUCAUCACUAGAACUUGGUAAAACUAUUUGCACGAUCACCCAUUUGACCGCUUUUUUCUUGAGCAAGGAGACAUGAAAAACAGGAUACCUUGGAAGUUGGAGGUAAAGCAAACCUGUAAGCCACCUUGCCUACUCUAGCCAAUACUCUAUAGGGUCUAUAAUAGUUUAAACUUAGUUUCAAGUUCUUCCUUAAGUUAAGACUGUGUAUAUGGUUGCAGUUUCAAAUAGACCAUCUCAUCAACUUGGAAUUCCCUUUCACUCCUCUUCUUAUCAGUAUAGUGUUUCAUCCUCUCUUGUGCUUUACUCCAGUUGUCCUUCAACAAUUGUUACAUCUGUUGUUUAUUCAUAACUGCAUCUUCUGUAGCUAUUACUUUUGUCUUAAGCAAUGGACCAAUUGAUAAGUGUGGUGGAAAUAACCAUAUAAAGCUUCAAAGAGAGUGCACUGUAUACUUGUAUGGAAGUUGGUGUUAUACCACCACUCUGUAGCAGUGGACCAAUGUUUCCAGUGAUUAGGCCUGCUAGCAGUCAUGCACCUAAGGUAAUUCUCCAAGCACUUUUGACCCUCUCAGUCUGGCCUUCACUUUGAGGAUGGUAAGUUGUGCUAUAGUGCAGUUAAGUUCCCAGUAGUUUAAACCAAGCUUGCCAAAAAUUGCUAAGAAAGACCAUGUCCCUAUCAGUGACAAUAGAUUUAGAAGUGGUAUUAAGGAAAUGUACUCUUUUCCAAAACACUUCAGCUACUGUAGCAACAGUAUAGGGGUAGGAGAGUGAUAGGAAGUGAGCAUACUAAUCAUUCUGUCAACUACCACCAAUAUCACCUCCUUGUUUCUAGAGUUGGGUAACCCUUUAAUGAAGUCCAUACUAAUGUAACCCCAAGCUUGAAUAGGGAUAGGAAGGGGUUGUAGCAGGCCUGGAUAAGCUACACUUUCAUCUUUACUCUUGAGACACACAUACUAACUGGUUACAAAUUCAACAACCAUCUGUUUCAUUCCAGGCCAGUAGAAUAUUUGAGACAACCUCAUAAGAAUUUCUAUUUGACCAGAGUGGCCCCCAAUAGAGAUCAUGGAAGGUGGUCAUCAGCUUAUUUCUAAGAUAACAAGUUGCUCCAAUAUAAACUUUACCUUUCUUCCUGAGAAUAACAAAAGAAAAAUUCCAUAAACCUUGCCCUUCCAAGUCCACUUCAAGCUGUGUGAUCAUCUCCAUUACUUGAGGGUCACCAUCAUAACUGGCUGUCACUUCUUGUACCCAAAAAGGAAUAAAAACACUAAUAGGCAGCAGUUUACCAGCAAUAGUGUCAGGAUUAGGAUCCAACCCUUCAGUCUGUCUAGAAAGAGCAUCAACAACUCUAUUCUCAGCACCUUUCGUAUACCGUACUUCAUAAUCCAACCCAAGUAGCUUAGUCAAUCCCUUUGGUUGUAUAGUUGAAGUCACCCUUUGUUCUAACAAAUACUUUAAACUGUGAUGAUCAGUUAUGACUGCGAAGUGUCUGAACUACAAGUAAUGUCUCCAUUUUUCUACACAUUCAACAAGGACAUAUUCUCCUUUUUAUGUAUAGACUCACCUCUGUGUUUAUGUGCCAACACCUUGCUAAAGCAAGCCAUUGGCCUUCCACCCUGCUUUAAGACAUCAUCUAUCCUAUUAUGACUAGCAUAUGUUUCUACAAUAAAUUCCUUGUCAUAAUCAAGUAGCACUAAGACAUGAGUGGAUGUCAUAGCAGACUUGAGGUUUGAGAAAGCUACAUCAUCUUCCUUACUCCAUAUGGAGGAAUCCUUAAGGAUCUACAAAUGGAACCAUAAUUGGCAUUAUAUUUUCUGUGGUAACCAAUUAGUCCCAAAAAUCCUCUAAGGGCCCAAAGAGAUUUUGGUUUAGGCCACUCAACCAUGGCUUGAAUUUUAGAUGGGCCACUAGCAAUACCUUCAGUACUGAUUACAUGACCUAAGUAUUCUACCUUGGACAAACCAAAAGAACAUUUUGACUUCUUAGAAAAAAGUGAUUGUUUUCUCAACGACUCUAACAUUGCAAUUAAGUACUUAACAUGAUCUACUACUGAUACACUAUAUAUGAGUAUAUCGUCAAAGAAAAUCAAAAUAAAUUUUCUCAAGAAGGGUUGAAAAACCUGAUUCGUCAAAGCUUGGAAGGUGACGGGUGCAUUUGUCAAGCCAAAUGACAUGACUCUAAACUCAUAGUGGCCCAUAUGGGUCCUAAAAACAGUCUUGUCAACAUCAUCUAUCUUCAUCCUGAUUUGGUGAUAACCAGCCCUUAGAUCAACUUUGGAAAAUAUCACAGCCCUAUGCAGUUCAUCAAGUAAGUCAUCAAUUAUAGGAAUGGGAUAUAUAUCCUUUAUAGUUAUGUCAUUUAGUCCUUUAUAAUCCACACAAAAUCUCCAGAUUCCAUCCAACUUUUUGACAAGAAGUGCUGGUGAUGAAAAUGGAGACUAACUCUGCUGAAUAUGCCAUUGUUCAGUGAAAAUGGGAAGUGACAAAUCAAAAGGAUCAGGAUCUGGCUCUAUAGAUAUGUGCAGUCAGGUUGAGUUUAGGGGUUAUAAUUGUAAAAGUUGUAGUGUUGGACCUGAUAUGUAUGACACUAGCAAAUUGGUGGGUGGUGGUGAGGUCCAUAUUGCUGAUGUUGAAGGAGAAUCGAAGAAUAUAUUAGGCUUUGGAGACCUUGUUUGGGGAAAGGUACCGUCUCAUUCGUGGUGGCCAGGGCAAAUAUACGAUGAGAGUCUAGUACCUUCUCCACGAUGCGGUAAAAAGAGAGAUGGUUCAGUUCUAGUUGCCUUUUAUGGUGAUGGUAGUUAUGCGUGGCUUGAUCAUGAUCAAAUCAUCCCUUUUGAACCUCAUUUUGAAGAGAAGUCAAACAAGUCAAAAAUUCAAACUUUCGUUGUAGCAGUUAAAGAAGCUGUUGAUGAGCUGAAAAAGAGAGCGGUACUUGGCUUGACUUGCUUCUGCCAGGGUAAUUUUCAGCCUACAACAAUUAAAGGGCUUUAUAAAGUUGAUGUAAGCGGGUAUGAACCUGGGGCCAUUUAUUCGUCAAAGCAGAUUAAACAAUGCAGAGAUGGUUUCCAGCCACAUGGGGUGUUUUCAUUUGUAAAGAAGUUAGCCAUGUCUCCAAGAUCAUUGCAGAAUUUUUAUGAUAUAAUUAGCAGAGCAAAGGUUACUGCUUACAGAAAAGCAGUUUUUGAAGAGAAUGAUGAGACCUAUGAUGAGGCAUUUGAUGAAUUUGAAAAAGGUGAUGAGACCUAUGAUCAGGCAUUUGGAGUGAAAGCCUCAAGCUCAGAGGAUCCUGCAGAUUUUUCAAAAGAUGGGAAUCAACGUAAAGAUUUUUCAAAAGACGGGAUCAAGGGGAUUGCUACAAGGAGAAAUAUGACUAAUGAAGGCUUGCAGAUUAAAUGUUCACUGAAAACGGGAAGUGACAAAUCAAAGAAUAUAUUAGGCUUUGGAGACCUUGUUUGGGGAAAGGUACGGUCUCAUCCAUGGUGGCCAGGACAAGUAUACAAUGAGAGUCUAAUACCUUCUCAACUAUACCAUAGAAAGAGAGAUGGUUCAGUUCUAGUCGCCUUUUAUGGUGAUUUUGAAUAUGCGUGGCUUGAUAAUGAUCAAAUCAUCCCUUUUGAACCUCAUUUUGAGGAGAAGUCAAACAAGUCGAAAAUUCAAACUUUCAUUGUGGCAGUUGAAGAAGCUAUUGAUGAGCUGAAAAAGAGAGCAGCACUUGGCUUGACUUGCUUCUGCCAGGGUAAUUCUCAGCCUACAAGAAUUGAAGGGCUUUAUGAAGUUGAUGUGAGCGGGUAUGACCCUGGGGCCAUUUAUUCAUUAAAGCAGAUUAAAAAAUGUAGAGAUGGUUUCCAGCCACAUGAGAUGUUUUCAUUUGUAAAGAAGUUGGCCAUGUCUCCAAGAUCUUUGCAGAAUGUUUACGGAAUAAUUAACUGUGCAAAGGUUACUGCUUACAGAAAAGCAGUUUUUGAGGAUAAUGAUGAGACGUAUGAUGAGGCAUUUGACGAAUUUGAAAAAGGUGAUGAGAUCUAUGAUCAAGCAUAUGGAGUGAAAGCCUCAAGCUCUGAGGACCCUGCAGAUUUUUCAAAAGACGGGAAUCAACUUAAAGGUACUGUUGGGUCUCAGGUAGAUCAAGGGGAUUGCUCCAAGGAGUCAUGUAAAGGAGAAACUAAAAGGAAGAGGUUGGAAGAGUCUCCAUCAGAUGAUCAGAGUCGGAAAGGCAAGUUCCAAAAGGAUGCCUUCUUUGACAAUCUGGUAACAAAAUCAGGUGAAGAAACUGAUGGAAUCUAUUGUUGCAAAAGUGGAGAAACUGUCAAAAAGAAGAAACAUAACAAGCUUAAUGACUAUGCUACUCCACAAAAUGGUGGUCUUUUGUCCGAUUUGCUGGCUUCUGCGUGUGAUCCAUUUUGUGGAGUCGAACUGGGAAAUGCUACUGGUGCAUUUAAGCAUUUGGAGCAAUACCAACAGAGUUGUUGUCCAGAUGAACAUGAGAAGACUAACAAAAAGCGGACACUCUUGAAAUGCCAAGACGAACAUAUGACUAGGAAAGAAGGGUUGAGGGACUUGACAAAGAAGUAUGGUGACCAAAAAUUUUUGACACCCCAAGAAGGUGAUGACGUUGAAAUCCAAUCAACAUUGUCAGUGCAGUCUGAAAAGAAGUUUACUGAGGAGUCUGCAAGGAAAGCUGAACCAACAAUGCUGGUAAUAAAGUUCCCUCCUCAAACCAUGCUCCCAACUGCUUCAGAAUUAAAAGCCAAGUUUGCAUAUUUUGGGCCAUUUGAUGAAUCAGCUACCCGUAUCUUGGGGGGAUCAGCAACAUGUCAAAUUGUAUUCAUGUACAAGUCUAAUGCUCAGGCUGCACAUGACUACGCAGUCGAAAGUAGAACCUUGUUCAACUCUGAUGUGAAUUACCACUUAACAGACUUUGAUGGUUCAAAAGAGUUCAUGGGAGAAAGUUUUGAUGACAUUCGAUCUUUUGAAGGUGAACCACAUCAUAUGUCAUUCCAGGAGUUGCCUUUGCAGUCCGAUACUGACUUGAAGUCAUUCCCCAAGGAAAACUCAAAGUGCGGGGAAGAGACUCUUUCUUCUAGCAUUCAGUAUAAGCAUGAAGUUGAUAGUUUGGAUGAGACUGUUGUGGCCAUUAAUGCAAAAUAUUCCAUGGAUGAGGGAUGGAAGAGUCAUUAUCAACAGAAUCUCAGUGCCAUUAACUGUUCAGAUUUGUCGCUUCAGUUGGCUAACCUUUUCCAGAAGUGCAAUGAAAUUUUGGGUGGGAUUGAAGGGUCACAAGACCAAUAGAGUUAAAUGAUGGAGAAGAAGAAAAGAGUACAGUAACUUAUGAUCUAAAGCAUUAUAUAUACUUUUGUUUCUGGCUAGUUCUUAUUUACCUUCAUCUCUGGGAGUGUUUGCUCUCUGACCUUUUACUGGAUUAUGCUGAUUUCAGACUUUUAACUAGGCA